AUGAGUACCUUUCCAACGUGGAAGGAUCGGAUGCAGAACCAGAGCCAUUUCGGAAAACUUCAAAUUCAGGUCCCAUGGCGCUCAUUCCUUCCUCAUCGUAUGCGCCGCAAGAUUAGGUCAAAGCUCCGGAGCCACAUGUCACCAGCAUCAUCCAUCUCGACGCUGCAGACGUCGUUCUCGCCCGUUGACACGCUCCGCUCCCUCCAGGCUCACCGGUGGACCAUGUACGACUUCCAGUAUCUAUUGCUUCUAAUCAUCGGCAUCUUCUCUUUGACGAUCAUCCAAUCUCCUGGUCCUCUGGGCAAGACCGCCAUCGCCACGCUUCUCCUGUUCUCUCUCCUUAUGCCCAUCACCCGCCAGUUCUUCCUCCCCUUUCUGCCUGUUGCUGGGUGGCUUAUCUUUUUCUAUGCUUGCCAAUUCGUCCCGAGCGACUGGCGGCCUCCCAUCUCCGUCCGCGUACUGCCGGCUAUGGAGAAUAUACUUUACGGUGCCAACAUCAGUAAUAUCCUCUCAGCCCACCAAAAUGUGGUUCUCGAUAUUUUGGCUUGGAUUCCGUAUGGCCUUUGUCAUUACGGUGCCCCAUUUGUCGUUUCCCUCAUCCUCUUCUUCUUCGGACCCCCCGGUACUACUCCCCUCUACGCUCGGACUCUGGGAUACAUUAGCAUGACCGCUGUGGUGAUUCAGUUGGUGUUUCCUUGCUCUCCCCCGUGGUACGAGAACCUGUAUGGUCUUGCUCCCGCAGACUACUCGAUGCAGGGAAACCCAGCUGGUCUCGCUCGUAUCGACAAGCUGCUCGGCAUCGAUAUGUACACUUCCGGAUUCAAGCAGUCUCCCGUGGUUUUUGGUGCCUUUCCGUCUUUGCACGCUGCGGAUUCCACUCUGGCCGCCCUCUUCAUGAGCUCGGUCUUCCCUCGUAUGAAGGUCGUUUGGGUCACUUACACCCUCUGGAUGUGGUGGGCGACCAUGUACCUCUCGCAUCACUACGCGGUUGAUCUGGUUUGUGGUGGUUUGCUUGCCACCGUGGCAUUCUACUUCGCCAAGUCCCGCUUCCUCCCGCGCACCCAGCUCGACAAGAUGUUCCGUUGGGACUAUGACUACAUCGAGGUUGGUGACUCCUUGCAUGAUGGUUACGACCUUGCCAGUCUCGAUGGCGACUUCAACCUCGACAGUGAUGAGUGGACUGUGGGCUCUUCGUCCUCGAUCUCAUCUGGCUCUACGAGCCCUGUUGACGACCACUACGCUUGGGAGAGCGAGACCUUGACCUCAAACCAUGACGUUGAGGCUGGUCGCUAA
Molecule: messenger RNA, 1293 nt
Organism: Penicillium taxi
Lineage: Eukaryota; Fungi; Ascomycota; Eurotiomycetes; Eurotiales; Aspergillaceae
Product: phosphatase PAP2 family protein
Exons: 2
Coding region: 1-1293 (430 amino acids)
Biological process (GO): sphingolipid biosynthetic process; inositol phosphoceramide metabolic process
Cellular component (GO): inositol phosphoceramide synthase complex
Molecular function (GO): inositol phosphoceramide synthase activity
Source: RefSeq, a predicted model, not a curated record